This is a messenger RNA of Polypterus senegalus (gray bichir), 2368 nucleotides long. RefSeq names its product leucine-rich alpha-2-glycoprotein-like. The coding region runs from base 128 to 1135 and encodes 335 amino acids. The record is from RefSeq and is a predicted model, not a curated record. NCBI's taxonomy places the organism in Eukaryota, Metazoa, Chordata, Cladistia, Polypteriformes, Polypteridae. Gene Ontology annotation, molecular function: protein binding. The transcript is spliced from 2 exons.
UUGAGGGGGAGGAUUUGUACAAAUAUGACUUGUGCAAUGUCUAAAAAGAAUGCGCUAAAACUGUAUAAUCCAUUGACUAAAGCCAAAGAAAAAGCAAGACAGACAGCAAAAGAAGGUAGAAAAAAAUAUGAAGAAGAUCUUCUGGAAGAUGGCUGUUGUCUUUGCAGCUUGGUGCUGCUCCACAUCCUUUGCCUGUCCCCAUAACUGCACUUGCCAUUUAAAUGCCAAUUUCACAGCUGUGGUUUGUAGUUCUUUGCCCAUAGAAGAAUUUCCCACAGACAUACCCAUUAACACAAUUUCACUGUCCAUUGAGUUUACAAAUCUGAGCAACAUUAUGUCACACCACCUCAGGGGGAUGCCCAAACUAAAGGAACUCCAUCUGUCUGGGAAUAAGAUCCGAUUUUUGCCAUCUGGCUUUCUGAAAGAUCUCCCUUUACUUCAGAGUCUUGAUCUUACAGGCAACCUGCUCCAUGAUCUUCCUCAAGAUGUGUUUUGCUGCUCAGCUCUAGAAAAUCUGGUUCUCAAAGGCAAUCAACUAUUGAACGUAAACAGCUCGUUGUUCCAUAAUCUAAACAACUUGACUUGGUUGGACUUAUCUGACAAUCAUCUAGAAUCUUUGCCACUGACUCUGUUAAAAGAUAUGCAGAGUCUAAAGAGCAUUGACCUUUCCAACAAUAAGAUGGAAAAGAUCCCAAAAGGUUUGCUACAGUUUGUCCCUCAAUUAGAAAGGCUGCAUCUCAACAACAACAAGCUUAGCAACAUGGAGGCUGAGAUAUUUAAUAAAAUGGGUAAUCUCACUCAUCUCUUUCUUCAGGAAAAUCUGCUGAAAAAAGUUCCCUAUGAUCUCUUACAAAACUUAAAAUCCCUUGUUUCUCUUGAUCUCAGUGACAAUGGCCUGACUUCCAUCCCACAGGGACUCUUUGAUAAGUUGGAGAGACUUGGAGAAAGUGAAGGCCUGGGUCUUGACUUAAGCAAUAAUCCAUGGAACUGUGACUGCAGCAUCAAAUAUAUGUGGCAAUGGCUUCAAAAUCAUAAAGAGAAGGUCUUUUACUUGGACAAGAUUAGAUGUGAUACACCAGAGCCCCUCAAAAGAAGGAAAGUCAUUUCUUUAUCAGAGAAAGAGAUCAUCUGUUAAAAUAAAUAAAAAUGUAUUGCUCCGACACAAAUUAACAUUACCAUUAAUUGACUCUGCCUUGAGCAAUACCAAUAUACAAUAUAUUUCAGAAUGUUUGAAGAUUGUGUGAAUUUAUUAUUGUUCAUUUUUAAAAUAUCUACUAAGAAAAACUUGAAUGCAUAAAUAACAAAGGAUUAAGUAACAAUAUGCUACUAUAUCUUCUUAUUCAUUUGUCUUUUCAUUUUCAAAACUCACUUUCACUAGUACUGGAUUACAGUAACAUGAAAACUGCUGUACUGCAUUAAAUCAUUAAAUCAUACUGCAUUGUCACACGGGAGCAAGCCUUGGCAUGGCACCACAUGCACCCACACUAACUCAGCCGAUCCACUUAAUAUGAUAGGAAAUGCUUAGAAUAAUUUCACAUUCCACACAGGGGCUCUGCCUGGGAAUUGAUCCGCCAGUAGCAGUAACCUCUAGACCUCAGUGCUGCCUUACACACCUGUGAUUUAAUAGAAUGGCUGUUCAUCUUGCAAAGUUGUUUGAUAGUACACCAGAAACAACUCAAGAGGGUGCUAGAGUCAUGGCCAUCCAGCUGAGGCUCUGCAAAAUUUGUCAUCAACAACACCGAACUGAAAGUGUUGCUCUGUUUGUGGGUGUCAGCAUGUCUGUUUCAAAAUUUGUUAAAAAAAUUAAUAAACUUUAACAUUCAGAUUAACUGAAUUAGAUUGUUAUUGCGUGGUCAAGACUAUUAAAUUUGGAACAAUUUCCUAAAUGUCUAUGGGAAAAUUAUCUAUGAUAACAUUUAAAAGUGUGUUAUUGGUCAAAAGUGAAUUACAAAAUAGAACAAAUACACUGAUAUAUUAAUUUGUAUUUUUUUUAAGUCUUCUUAAGUUUAUUCUACAUGAUAUUAUUUUCUAUUAUGCUCUGUUGUUAGAUCAGCACAGUAUUGUACCAUACUGGAUCUCUGGUCCGCAGCAUUUGACAUGAAACUCAAGUCCACUCUUAGAUUUUUCCUACAUUUGUUACAAUCACAAGUCCAGUUUCCUUAUUGCCUGGAGAUUGUAAUGUGCAUUAGACUCUAUAUGUGUGUGCCUACUACCCAUCUCAUAGUAUCAGUUUUUGUCUUGUACCCAUUGAUGGAUACAGUAACCUCAGGAUGGCAGAGUCAGAGUAGAGUUAAAUCAUUUUUUUUCUUUUUCUGUAACAUAACAUUCUGAAACCCACUAGAUGAACAUUAGGCCAAGGGCAGAUAAA